Messenger RNA from Solenopsis invicta (red fire ant), 5577 nucleotides. RefSeq lists its product as uncharacterized. The record is from RefSeq and is a predicted model, not a curated record. Gene Ontology annotation, molecular function: protein kinase inhibitor activity. Gene Ontology annotation, biological process: intracellular signal transduction; negative regulation of protein tyrosine kinase activity. Lineage: Eukaryota; Metazoa; Arthropoda; Insecta; Hymenoptera; Formicidae. The coding region runs from base 249 to 2261 and encodes 670 amino acids. The transcript has 11 exons. Gene Ontology annotation, cellular component: cytoplasm.
CGAUGCAGUAGAUUUGCGCUGUAUUCAAUUCCGUUAUCGCGCGACCCCGAUGACAUUUCCAGGGAUCCGGCGAGGAGGAAGGCGCAUGCCUCCUCGUCGAGCACUCUGUCGAGCACGCAGCGUGGCGACGGCCCUGCUCGCCGCGGUGAUACUCUUUGACAUCCAACAUGGCCACCUGAUGUCUAGCAGACGAUAUACACAGGUGGCAUGGGAGAGCUGUAAAUAAAAUCCACCUUCUAGAUUUAAUUAUGAGCGGACGUGUGCAGAAGGAUAGUGCCGAUGACUCCGAUCACAUUGACGAUGCAGUGGACCCGCGGGUGCAGAUUGAACUUGAGAGAUUGAACACAGCUACGGAUGAUAUUAAUAAACUAGAAGUUGAUUUAGAUGAAGCAAGAGCAACCUUUAGAGAAUUACUGUGUGAAUCAACAAUCAAGAUUGAUGCUCUGGCCAAGAAGCUUGGAAGUUGCAUCGAAAAAUCUAGACCAUACUAUGACUCUAGGUUUAAAGCGAAGGAGGCAUUUCAAGAAACACAUAAGGCUGCGAUUAGAUUUGAGAGAGCCAACAGUCAACACGCGGCAGCUAAAGAAAUGGUUUACUUAGCCGAGGAAGGACUUCGGACCGAAGGAAGAUGUUUUGACCACGCCUGGCAGGAAAUGUUGAAUCAUGCUACGUCACGAGUUAAUGAGUCGGAGCAUGAGAGAGCUCUCUCUGAAGCGGAGCACAGGCACACGACGGCGUUAUAUCAUAAAGCGGAACACGAAGUUCAAAGGUUGCAGCGCGAAUUGAAGCGUAGUAUUGCCAAAUCUAGUAUGGGUGCACGCCGCAGCUUGCUUCUGAUAAACAGUAUCGCCUACAGGCACAACUUGCUCAUGUUGCCUUACUAUGAGAUGAAGGCGCACUUUAAUCAAAUGCUGGAGGAGCAAAAGAUGAAGGUUAGUGCGCUGGAGAGAUCAGUUGGCGAAGCGAAAGCCUCGUACGCGGCAGCGUUACGAAAUCUAGAAAAGAUCAGCGACGAGAUUCACAGGACAAGAAGAUAUGACGGUACGGACGAAUACGAUAAGAAUUCACGAGACGCGCCCGAUCGCUCCAGCGGGCAAAUUAACACGGCGACACCAACGGAUUCCAGCGUCACUGGAUCCCCGGACAGCACGGAUUACACUAGCGAUGAAUAUUUACGCCUUCCCGACAAGAUAAGUCCAAAUGUGCCAUGUCCUAUGCCUACAAGAAUCGACAGAGAUUCAUCGUCGGAGUACCUGGGCCUAAAUAAUCUAAACCUUUCAUCUACCGAACCUCGUAAAUAUAUAAAACGCGACCGUCCACGGAGCAUCGCAGCGAUCGACUCGAAACAUAUCGUACCUUUAAAUCACACAAGUUCUUCUGCACCAGGCCUGACGGAUCUGUCAGGCAUUAUAUCUCCUCCAGUUGAGAAGAGAGUGAAAAUUAAGACGCCCGUAAACGACCGCAAGAAUAAUUCGACGAAAUCUCAAAAUGGAGAGGAGUGGACGGAAAUUAGUUUGAAUAAUUCGCCGGAUGAAGUUUAUUACCGCAAUGACGUCUAUUCCGACGAGGAAGAUCAAAUCCCCUACAAACCGCUACCGAUGGAUCUGAGUCCGGAACCUACUCAGACGUCCACUGUCGAGCCAUCGAAAGAACAGAUCAAUCGAAAGAGAUUAGUAACGCAAAAAUCUUUACCUACCAUGUCGAAAGUAAACGAGGUUACUUUAAGCGAAGAGAAGAAGGCCGAAGUUACAAGGAGUCCAUCGGUGAAAAGUAGAAGCAAGCUCGAUAGUAGCUUAGCCAAUUGGAUAACUAGAAGUUCAGCCGGCGGUGAAGCUAGCGGUGGUAGUUCCACAAAUUCAAGCAGGAGACAAUCUCUCGACAUGUUAUGGAGCGCCGGUACUGGGGAACGCGUUAAGGAAUUACUCAAUCACGGUAUGAUGAUGCUAAACAUAUCUAGUUUAACGGAACGACGUUCUAGCGAACCAAAGACGGUGGAGAGAGACAAGGACAAGUCUGAAAAGUCCGAAAAGUUGGAAGCUAAAGGCAAAAAGGUCCCUAGUCCGUUAGAAAAAACGAUGAGCUAUCUCAAUGCCGACGAGGAAAUAUCGGAUAGCGAAAGUUUAGCAAGCGUGGAGAUGCUAACGGAAGAUCAGAUCUCUUCACUCAUGAUGGAACCGGAUAUGAACCAAGUAUGCCAAGAGAUUCUGGGAACUCCCUUAGUUGAAGUAUGUCCGCUGUUGCAACAGUUGCAGCAACAAUAGCCUUAUCGCGGCGGAAUUUACACGAUAAAGCGGCAAAGAUUCAACAACAGAAAGUGUUCAAGUUCGUUACAAUAUGGUAACAUAAUUAAGUUACAAUUCUUUUCCGUUAAGCUACUGUACACUACCAUAUUAUGUUUCUGUCUAUUGCGUGUCGCAAAAACUCAUAGAUUUUUCUAUUAUGUGAUAUAGGGCAAAGGUUGUAUUCCUAAGCAAUCGUAAAUUGAUUGCGCAGAGACGUUUGGGUGUUUUACUCGUUAUAUUAGAAAAGAAAUAUUUAUGUGCUUAGUAGGGUUAUAAUCGGUUGAGGCUUUCAGUCAAUUCACAGAACUUGCGUUAAACGUAUCUCUCAUUACCUCCUCGGGCACUACGAAGCCUAACGUCAUCUUUUAUUGAUACGCUUACACGAUAUCUCAGCUUGAGGGACGUUUUUUCGAAUUCUUAUUCUUAUGAAAUCUUUCUAACAUUUAGAAUUUGGUAAUACUAUGGAAACGUCAUUCGCUAAGAAAGCAAUAUGUAGUUACUUUUUUAGAGGACAUUGUGUAGUUUAAUCUAGAUACUCGUACACACACAAAUUUAUUCCGAGUCGCAUCGACUAUUUUUUGCUUGCCUUUACAUGCGACUGUUAUCACGUUAAAGUCUCUCGGAGCAUUUGACAAAUAUAUUAGAAUACUGUGCUAUUACAGCGAAAUAUCAAACAAUUUAGACAAAUUAGGUGAGCGAAACAACAGAGCUACGUUCGCCUACGUUCGAAAAUUACCAAUUACGAUAAGCACUUUCUUGUCUCUUUCUCUCUAUCUAUCUAUUUCUCUUUUUCGUCAAAAUACGAUGCGUUAAGUUACUCGCGAAGCGUACAACCGAAAGAAAAGAGAACCUAUAGAAAGUUACAAGAUGCCAAUUAUGACUGUGACAGUCAGAUUAUCUCUAAAACGCGGAACGAACUGUACAUAUAAGCGUAGCAUAAUAAUACAAUUCUAAACGUGUACAAGUCUGUGUGCGAAACGUACUGUCAACAUCGCAAAUAUUCCGAAAAAUUUAUUCGUUUUAGAUUUCAUUACGCUAAUUUGUUACGCGAAGAUCAGCCAUACGUUCGAUCGGGGACAGCACGUUUUGGGCGCAGAUCGACGACUUACACGCGUCGCUUCGACAAGUCAUGCUGUUUCACGUAACGAAGCUUCGCGACGUAAAUAAGACGAUAGCAUUCACCCCAGCCAGGUUCAGCAGGAUAUUUUUCAAUAUUUUUCGCUGCGACGCGAUAGAGACGACGCGUGCCUAUCGAAUGGAUAUCUCACGGCUGUUUUCCCUGCUAGUCGCGUGCGAUAAGCGAGAAGCGUACGAUUCACGAAUAUUACAAAAAUUACCAAAUAGAGUGGAGUAGUCUGGACAGCCGAGUGAUACUCGAUCAUGAUAAUAAUAGAUCGGGGGUGCGUGUUCGAACGAAUUAGAUACUCGUGACGAGUAGGAUUUAAGCGUAGCUCCAUCAUUUUUAUUGCCGCGUAUUGUGAUAUAGCUGUUAUAGCGAUUUUAGACGUUCAGUUUUGGAUUAACCAAUCGUCGAACGAAGACAUUAGUGCAAAAAAUGCAUGCAAUAUACUAUUUAUAAAGAGUAAUAUAUACAUAUAUAUACAUAUAAUAUAAAUUAUUUAUAUAUAAAUUAAGUUAUAUACAUAUACAGAUCCUAUUUAUUUUGACCGUAACUUUCUGUAAAUCAGCGUUAAUUGACACUUUUCAUAUGCAGCGUUCGUCGAUUUUUAUAGGGACGGUGGCAAUUAUGCUUUUAAUUAAGGAUUGUUUCGUAUCACGCGACUCGACGGAAGAUCUCCCCUGGGUACGUCGCGUGCGCGUGUGCGACACAGUUUAAUUAUAAAUAAACAUCGCUAUCAGAUAUCGCUAUGAAAACGUUGCGUGUUAUGCGUAUACGCACUCGCACGCAGGUGCCAUUAUUGCCACCCUUCUGUAACAUAAUCCUAGUAGCACAUUGAUUUCAUAUGCGUUUUGUAAACGUAGAUAUACAUAGUUUCAUAAACGUAAAGAACCAAUAAGAAACGUUUCUGAAACCAUAAUUUAUAAAAUGCAAUUUUUAUGCUUCUAUAUAGCUGAGAAUGAUUUAUAUAAUGGUUUCAAAAACCAUUUUUGUCAAAUAAAAGAUAUUUCAUAUAACAUUUUUCGAGUGAACAUUUUAACUCGUAAGAAACGUUUCUAGAAUGUUUAAAACGUUUACAAAACGUUUUUGAAUCUAUGUGCUACAUGGGAAUCUACUCAAAGACUCAUGAUUGCGCCUUGGCGUUAAACUUGAAAAAAAUAAACAUGAGUCACAGACCUGAAUACAGGUGAGUUUUUUUAAUUUAUUGAUGGAUCAAUCGCAAUAUUUCAAAAUAAAAACUUCGCUUAAGUCUUCAAAUUUUCGGUAAGGUCUGGAGGGAUAAUAUAAAAGAUAAUAAUAGAUUCCUGUAUUGUAAGAAAAAUUAUUUUAAAUUUUUGGAAGAUUAUCAAAUUUAUCAAAAUAUGUGAUUUGAUUUAUAUCUCGAGUAAUUCGUACGUUUCUAAAAUGCAUCUUUGCCCUGCACUAAGAAAAAAGUUUUUAACUUGCCUAAGUUUUUCAACUCGAUUAAAUUUUUUCAGUUUCAUUAUUUAUGUAUUUGACUUGAAUACACAAAAUAUUUGAAUUUUAUAUAUUUAAUUUAAAUACAUAAAUACUUGAACUGAAUAAAUCCAAUCAAAUUGAAAAAUUUAGUCAAGUUAAUAAUCUUUUUUUCUCAGUGUGCAAAAAUUAAUUUGCGCAUAAUGCGAUUGAUUAAUCGAAUUAAAAAAAACUUGCUUUACUUACACGUACAAAACGCAACGAGCCACGUAAAUCAGAAUCAUUUUAGUUGUUCGCUCGAAAGUAUGCCGUAAAAAAAAAAGUUAAUAAUGAUAACAAGACGCCAUGUUUAUUGUCCCGCAUCGGUCGUCUCUGUCAUCCGAUCUCAAUGAAUAUUGUUCUCGCGAAAAAGGUUUUCCGUUCGCAUUCUCAGAUUGUAACGAUGCAAUGAAGCAUGAAUGAAGAUUGCGGAAAUUUUGUUGGGGCGACACGCGAUUAUCGAGAGGGAUGAUGAUCGUCGAAAUUCCACAUAAUCAACUGCGUCGCCGCGCUCACGACAGGAAUUUUCUUCCGUCUCCCGCGUUUUUCGCAACGACGUUGGCGCGGCGAGCGUCGGGACGCGCACGGCGACAGCGAAUAACAAAUUGUACUGUACAAACCUAAUAUUGUAUAUGUGAAUGUAACUAUGUAUAUAUAUCAUUAUCCUCCAUUAAAACUUCAUUACGAAAAGCGUACGAA